AUGCCUUUUCCCUCACUCCCAACACCAGGUCAAGGGGGUGGUCCAGUGACCGUGCAGCCAACAGCAGCACAGACACUAGUGAAGGGAAGGGCGGCAGUGGCAAGCACAGCCACCGCCAGCAGGGCAGCAGCCACAGCUGCAGGAGAUGCGGGGGAUGGGUUUGCGUUUGUGACUUCCGUCAGUAGCUCUGCUACGGGCGGUAGCAGUGGUAGCAGCAACGGCACUGGUGGUGGCGGCAGCUUGGGAUAUGCAGGCAUGGAUAAGCGCAGCAUAGCUGUGGAGUUUGAUACCGCCAGAAGCAUCGAUGCCAACGACCCAGACAAGAGCCACGUGGGAGUGAGUGUGAGGGGCAACACCUCUUCCAUCGCAACUAUCAAAGCGCCCUUCACUCUCAACGACAGCAACCCAAAGCACGCCUGGAUCGUCUUCGACCCCUCUCCUUCCUCCUCUAGUGCUACUGCCGGUGAUGGCUAUGACAGCAGCAGCAGCAGCAUUGGUACGGGUGCAGCCAAGACGUCGUUCCUCAUGGGCUUCUCUGCUUCCUCCUCCGACUCCCCUCAGCAACACUCCAUCCUCACCUGGAACAUCACCACAGGCGACUGCUGGGCGUACGCGGUGGUGGGCAGCGUGGAAAUGGCCUACAGCAUUCUCUUCAACCUCUCCGCCGUGCCGCUCCUCUCCGUCUCCCAGCUGCGUGACGCCCUCGGCGCCUCAUGCUCGCAGGGCAACUCGCCCUCCCAGGCCUUCCAGUACCUCGUCACUCUCAACGCCAAGAGCAAAGUGGGGCUCAUGGAGGAUGGGGCUGAGGUGGUGGUGAGAGGGAAGCGGGGCAAGAAGCACAGCCAGAGCCCAUUCUGUGGCAUGCCCGUCUUUGCUCUGCUUCUGCAAGCACUUGGGAUUGCCUGUGGCAAAGGCCGAACCCCCGGAUCGGUAUGUAAAAUUUCUUAA
Messenger RNA from Closterium sp. Yama58-4, 948 nucleotides. Lineage: Eukaryota; Viridiplantae; Streptophyta; Zygnematophyceae; Desmidiales; Closteriaceae. The record is from the annotation of a GenBank genome assembly.